ACUAAAAGCCAGUAUUUUGUCUACCUGCUGCGUUUGACGAUAGCUAACUAAUGUUAGUGUUGGUUAGACCUGAUAAUAUGCAUACCCUAGCUUACAAAAAUACCUAAUCUAAUGCUCAACUUGAUGUUUAGCUGAGAGGUUUGUUUGCUUCAACUUUUACAGAGACAUUUAAAGUUAGCUCCGUGUUGAGCAGCAAUUAGCAAGCUAGAUAGCACUAGCCAGCUACCUCGCCAAGCUUGGCAACUUUGGCGACUGGUUAGCAUGGGGUUUCGCAAUUUCUUUAUUUUUCGAUCGACACAAAUAAAGCCUGAUGCUGUGGCGGUCUAUCAAUAGAGAAAGGGGGUAAUGGUAUACAGGGGGUUAGCUGAUGCAGAUCGGGUUUAUCGCGUGUUGCCAUGGCGAUUGUGGGACGGAACUAGGUCACAGUUGAUGAGCUAGUAAAGUUCACCAAGCAAGAACGUAUUUGACGGUUGUUUGAGCCAUCUACGCGUUUUCUACCAGUUGUCGCUGCACAUUAUGGCCGUUAAGCUAACGAUAACCAGUGUCUUCCCUCGGGGAGCAGUGACAGAAAGCUCGUGCUAACCCGCUGCGUGGUGGAGGGAAUGUCUCAUUGUUUUCCCCCGGGAAUCUGAGCGGGCCACACAUACACAAAACCCAACGGCAGCUAACGUUAACGGACAGGUCGAAAAAAUUACUCGACAACGUUACACGAUCGACGUAAAUGACUGAUUUCUCUCCGGACUGGAUGCUAAUUAGAGAGUUAACGUUAGCUAAACUUAACUGCUGCUGCAAGCUGUAAGUGGGUGACAUGGCAACUGGUGGCACUCCUUUUGAUGACAGUUCAGAAGAGCUGCAUAACUGGACUGUAACCAAUGGCAGUCUGGAAGAUAGACUCAACAACAUGGACUGGGGUGUACAGCAGAAGAAAGCCAACAGAUCAUCAGAGAAGAACAAGAAGAAGCUGUCAGCUGCGGUUGUGGAGAGCCGCCUGACUAAUGAUAUUUCACCAGAAUCCACCCCUGGGGUGGGUCGCAGGAGAGCACGCACUCCUCAUUCCUUUCCUCACAUCAAAUAUACCACCCAGAUGUCUGUCCCAGACCAAGCUGAACUAGACAAGUUGCGUCAGAGGAUCAAUUUCACAGACCUAGAUGAGAGGAGCAUCGGCAGUGACUCCCAGGGGCGUGUCACAGCUGCCAACAACCAGCGCCAGUUAGCAGGAGAGAACAAGAAGCCCUACAACUUUCUACCUCUGCAUGUAAACACUAACAAAAGCAAGGAACUGCUGCCUCCCUCCUUCUCUGCCCCAGCCACUCCAGCUAUCACCAAGGAAACCAAGAAGCAGAGCCCGGGAUUCAGGGACACGUUAACCCCUGUGGUUCCUACCAAGGAUACUCUAAGGCUCAGCCAUAGUGGCACAGAGAGAGGGCCCUCGGUGCACAGAGAAUAUGGGAGAGGAGAGCCGAGAAUAGACAGCAGCCAGGUGGUGAGCAAACUGAUACAGAUCCGGGAGUACAUCAGUAAGGCCAGCUCCAUGCGGGAUGACCUGGUGGAGAAGAAUGAUGUGCCGGCCAAUGUGGAGCGUCUUUCUCAUCUCAUCGACCACCUCAGGGAGCAGGAGAAGUCUUAUUUACGGUUCCUGCAGAAAAUGCUGGCACGGGAAAAUGAAGAGGAUGAUGUGGGGACCCUGGACUCUGCAGUGGGCUCAGGUUCACUGGCAGAGAGUACUUCUCUCAACAUUGAGGUUCGCUCUUCAGAUGCCUCAAAUGCAAUGGGCUCUAGGCCAGAAGUUGUACAUGCUGACCAGAAGGAAGAGUUGGAGAAUCUGCGUAAGCAGCAUGAGCUGCUGAAGAAGAUGCUGGAGCAGCAGGAGCAGCUCAGGGCCCUGCAGGGCCAGCAGGAAGCUCUAAUGGCCAUGCAGCACAGCGCAGAACAGGCACUUGCUGUGAUUGAAGAUACUGUUGUCACAGAAACCACAGGCAGUGUUUCAGGCCUGAGCAUCACAUCGGAACUGAAUGAUGAGUUAAAUGAUUUGAUCCAGCGGUUCCACAACCAACUACAUGACUCUCAGACCAAAGCAGUGCCAGACAACCGUCGUCAGGCAGAGAGUCUUUCCCUCUCCAGAGAGGUGUGCUGGUCUAGGACUCCCCAGGCUGUUGGCCCACCUCAACACAGGCCGCUCCUCCACUCUGCCUCUGGCCCACACACUGGGCUAGACACUGGAGCAACAGCUGCCAGUGCCAAACUCACCAAGCUCCAAGAACUUCAAGACAAAAAACAAACCAUGGACAAGAUCCUAAGGGAGCUGCACUCACUCAGAGACCAGACUCUCAAUAAUAACUCAUGUCGUGGCUUGUCAACACAGUGCAGUCUGAGUAUGGGAGGAUCUUCAGAAUGUCCAUCUGCUCUCUGCUCUAAUGGGGCCUCGGCUUCCACUUCCUUCCAUCAUUCACUCACACAACACCAGGACAGCUCCAACAAGCUCAGGAAGCUAAAGGAGGUCCACAAGCGUUUGAAUGAGCUGCGGGAAUUGGUUCAGUACUAUGAGCAGACUUCUGAUAUGAUGGUGGAUGCCGUCAAUGAGAAUGUGAAAGAGGAUGAUGAUGAUGAGGAAGAGGAGGAUGACGAAGAUGAGACAGAGGACGGCUCUAUGUUUGAGGCCAUGUUUGACUCUGAGCAGGAGAACCGCCAGCCUGUAACUAACAUCAGAAACCCACAGCGCAGUGGCAAUUGGACAGACUUGAACAGCCUGACCAACGGGCGCAGUGUCAGGAGUAGCGGCACUAACAACCGGGAUGGCAGGCUCAACACAGAGUGUGAGAUCAACAACCGGUCAGCAGCCAACCUCCGCAGCCUCAACAUCCCCUCAGCCAUAGAGUGCCAGUACAACAGGGACAUGCCCUUUAACCAGGUGAAGGAUGAGGAUGAAGAAGAGGACUGUCUUGAUAAUGAUGCAGGGGCACAGGCUGUGGCUCCAGACAGUGAGGCAUCGGGGUCUAGUCGGAGGAGCAGCCUGGCUAAUGAUGGAGGUUUUUCCCAGAAGGUUCAUCGACAGACAGCCAAGCAGAAACUGCGGCAGCUGCAGGAACUGGUGGCCAUGGUUCAGAGUGACGACACAGAUGGUACAACAGCCAAUGAGGAUGAAGCUUUACACCAACAGCCAAAUAAUACCAGAGCUACUGCAGUUAGGACACCUGGGGCUGGAUCUAAACAGAAUCCCAGAGACCUCACUCUCUCCAGCAAGGCCAGGGAGAAGUUGUAUGAGGAGAAACUGCUUCAGCAGAAACAGGAGUUGAAACAGCUCCAUGAAGAGCGCCAGAGACUCAUUGAAAUCCAAGGCAAGAUCCAGGACCUCCAGUGGGCUUGCCCUGACCUCCAGUCAUCUGUGUCCAGCACGGUGAGUCAGCAGGGUUUGCUGAAAAAGGUCCCAGUUGCAGUUUCCACUCCAGCCACUAUCCAGGCUUCUUCAUCAUCUGGACCCAAAACCAACUCGGUUGUACUCAAACCCACUCCUCCAGAAGCAGCUACUUCUUCAGUCACUGACAAUGAACAGCUUUGGACAGAGAUGCGUCGCCACCAGAUUCUGCGGGAAGAACUGCGCCAACGCAGAAAGCACUUAGAGUCCUUGAUGGCUGAACACCAGAGGCGUAGUGGUCUCAGUGACUCUCCCUGCCGGACUGACGACCAAGGUGGCCUUGCUACACCUUCACAACCUAUCAGUAGGGAUGAAAGGACAAUGGCUACCUGGGGUUCCACUCCCUGCCACCUUGAUGACGAUGAUGAUGAUGAGGAGGAUGAGGAUGAAUAUCACUCAGAGAUGGGUGCAGAAGAGGAAGAGGAGCAGGAAGACUGUGCAGAGAGCAGCACUGAUGAUGACAUCUACUCUUCGAGCAGGAACCAGUGCUCUUAUAGGAAUAAUCAAGGAAGUAACCUGAAGCCUCCACCAGCCUUCUCAGGUGAGGGUAGUGGGCAUCUUCAUAACAAGAUUAAGGCCAAGCAGCAGCAGCAGCAGGGGUCUAGAAGUUUGAACCAGUCUGCUAGCCAGCAUGCAGGUUCUCGACGGCAAGAAAACCUGCGCUGGGCCUCAGAGCUUUCCUUUGCUGAGGGCUCAGGUCACUGGCAGGAACAGGUCAGCCAGCUGCAGAGACAGCUGGACUUCAGCACCAGCAUGUGUCAGACACUCCUGCAGGACCAGCAGACACUGUCAUACAUGUUGCAAACCAUGCUGACAGGUCAGUACGGUGUGUUACCCAACAACCUGUCAUCGCCACAGGUCCACCUGGUCAUGCACCAACUCAACCAGUGUUACACCCUGCUGGCUUGGCAGCAAAACAAUGUACAAAGACUAAAGCAGGUCCUGACCGACCUCCUACAGCAGCAACAACAACAGCAACAGCAGCAGCAACCGCCAUCCUCUUCAACAGCAUGUUGGCAGACACAGAAGCAGGGCUCCUCCCAGGAAUCCAGCUCUGGUCCCUCAGCCUCUCCUGGUGUCUUCCUCCCCUUCUCCUCUACCCUGCAUCCUUCAACCAACAACAUGUCAACGGCUGCCAUAUCCCCAUUCCCUCCCAGCUUUAACUUGUAUCCACUGUUCCCUCCUGCCAUGGGUGAGUUCCCGCAGAGUGUGGCAGGUCAUGCUGCUCCUGACCACCAGAAGCAGCAAUUAGACCCAAACACCUCUAUCAAAACAGAGUACAUGAGUUUCCCUCCUCCACUGCAGCGCUCUCCUCUUAACACGACAACAGAAAGAGGAGCGGCCGGCUGGCUUAACACCUCCUAUGCAAACCAGACCGUCCAGCAUCACUCGUCUAAAACACAGCCACAAGAGUCGCCCUCCUCCUCUCCCACGUUUGUUAAUCGCCACUCCAGACCUCAGGACUUUGAUCAGGCGUCACAGGAAAGCUUCAGCAGCAUGCCCGAUCCCGUUGACCCCACCACCAUAACAAAGACUUUCAAGGCUGGGCGUAAGGCCUCUGCACAAGCCAACCUGGCCUCCCGAAGCAAGACUCCCAAUUCUAAGAGUCGUCGCAGGAGGAGCAAAGGGCACAACAAGAACAGUGAAGGCCAUGAGAGUGACAGUGUUAGCAGCAGUGCGGACUUUGUCCAGGAGAGGGCAGCCCCAUCUCGUCACAAGGAUCAGAAUCAGAGUCUGCUGGACAAACUGACUCAAGAGAAACUAGACAGCAAGAUGAAGCUUGGGAAUAAAAGAAAUGACCUCUCCUCUGCCUAUGCUUGGAGAACACCCUUCCUAUCUAACAGAAUUGCAUGCACAGAAGCACCAGAUGCAAGCAGUGACUUCUCUCUGUUCGAGGCACUGAGGGAGACCAUUUACUCUGAGGUGGCUACCUUGAUAUCUCAGAAUGAGUCCCGACCUCACUUUCUCAUCGAGCUCUUCCAUGAGCUACAGCUGCUCAACACAGAUUACUUGCGGCAGAGGGCACUUUAUUCUCUCCAGGAUAUAGUGACCAGGCACCUAGCAGAGAAAAGUGCAGCUGAGGACCAGCUGCCCCGUCUUGGUCCUGUGGUGUGGGCUGCAGGCUCUCAGUCUGAGCUGACACCCAGCGAGAGUCUGGCUACCAGUGAUGCAGAGGUGGUGGAGAAGAACUUGAGGCUCACACAGGACACAAUGAAGAAGAGAGAUGAUGCAGAAUCUGUGGACAAUGACAGCACCAUGUCAACCUCAUCCAACCUGGAACCAUUUGCUAAUGAUGAUCUAGGCAACACGGUGAUUCAUUUAGACAAAGCUCUGGCCAGGAUUAGGGAGUAUGAGCGCAUGAAGCUUAAAGCUGAAUUUAACCCCUGCAACGCCAGCACUGCAGGUGCAGGUGGCUCUGAAGUCUCACAUGCUGAACACCCUUCUGCUAACCCUGCUGAACCACUGGAAGGAGGUGCAGCUGAUGAUGUGCGAUGUCCUCAGAUUGACACGCAGCAGCUGGAUCGUCAGAUCAAAGCCAUCAUGACAGAAGUCAUUCCCUUCCUUAAGGAGAACAUGGAUGAGGUGUGUUCCGUCCAGCUGUUGACAUCCGUGCGGCGCAUGGUCCUUACACUCACCCAACAAAAUGAUGAAAGCAAGGAGUUUGUCCGCUUUUUCCACAGACAGCUGGGAGGCAUCCUGCAGGACUCUCUUAGUAAAUUUGUUGGCCGCACUCUGAAGGACUGUGGGGAGGACCUCCUGGUGGAGAUCUCAGAAAUCCUCUUCAAUGAACUGGCCUUCUUUAGGCUCAUGCAGGAUUUGGAUAACAGCAGCAGCAUCGCUUUGGCAGCCAAACACAAAAAUAAGAAGAGGACUGAGCAACCCAGUAAAGCAAAGCCCAGUGUCAAGGAAAAUACAGUACCUGGUGGUGAUAAAUCAGUUUCUCCAACCUACUCGGAUGAAGUCAAGGACCAAGAUGAGGCUGAGCAGGAAGGCGAUUCUACACUCCAGGAUCUUUACCUGCAGACAGAGAUGAAGAAUAACAGAAGCAGUGAAGCUUCAGAGGUUGAGGAGGAAGAUGAGGAUGAAGGGGUCGGACAGGGAAUGCCUAUGUCAAUCAGUCUGUCCAAAGCAGAGACUCAGGCCCUGACGAACUACGGCAGUGGGGAGGAUGAGAAUGAGGAGGAGGAAAUGGAGGAGUUUGAAGCUGGACCUGUUGACGUCCAAACCUCCUUGCAGGCCUCUGCUGAUGGACAGGUGGAGCAGGAGGUCAGAGCCACAGGGUCAACAGCCAGUGAAACCCAGGAGACAAAAACUGAACAGAGUUCAGAGAAUGAGGAGGAAACCAACAAGCCAGUUGGGACGAUGAAUUCCAAGGCAGAUGAACAUACCAUAGCAGCAUGCCAGAGUCCUGAGGAGGAGAGUAAAGUUGAGGCAGCUGCUGCUUCAGAAGAAAACACUGCAGUCUCUCAUGAUCAGGAUGUGCCCAAGGAGCCAACCACAACUAGCAGCCCUGACACUGACUCACCCGUUAUGAUCAAUGUAGAUGAGAUGGGGUCAGGUAACACUAGUCAGAAGUCUGAUGAGGAAGACUUUGUCAAGGUGGAUGACUUGCCAUUGCAGCUUACAGUCAUGUGUGAGGAGGAGCUUCAGAAGAGAAUAGUGGAGGAGCAGCAGAAUAACAACCUGUCAGUAGAGAUCCUCAAUGGGAACACUGAAUCGCUGACUGGGCUGGUGGGAAAUGCACAGGCACUGAAGGAACCAGACACUGCUGGUGACCAGAAUGUGUAAAGAGUUGUACCAAUGUCUCAUAAUCUACUGUUUUUAGCAACACUAUGCUUUCAACCUCAAUCUGUUCUGGAUGUAUGAUUGUUGAUUCUUAAUCUGCUAGUUUAAACGGAGCAACAGCUCAUAAUAUUGGUCACAAAUUAGGUCUCUCUCUCUCUCGCACACUCACACUCACACACACACAAACCAGAUAAAACUAAACCUAUACACAUAACCAACACUGCAAUUCAUUUUAUUCGUGAAAGUUUAAUGUGAUUUAUUGGUAAUCUGGGGUGGGGUUAUCUCUAUGCUGCUGAUUUCUGACAGUUAAGCCUCUGUUUGAAUCUUUAGUACUGAAACUCGUGUUCAGAUCUGCCUUAGUCUCUUCCUUGGUUCUGGGAUCAGUUUGACAUGAGUUGUGAUUUUUUUUUUUUUUUUUUAAACGUCUUAUUUGUCUUGGCUCUGCCUUACUGUUGUACAGCUCAUCUUUUCUGCACUUGAUUCCUAAUUAUAAAGAGAUUACAGUAGGAUAAAAGUUCAGCUGUAGCUUGGCUGACUUCAGCUAAUUGUUUCUCCAUCUUGAACACUUUUUCCUUUGUAUCAGAGCUCAAAGCUCAGACUUAACUUUUAUCCCUUCAGAUGCAUCUUUAUAUGCUGUUUUGUUCUGUUAAUGGUUAGUCUCCAUUGAUUUUCAUGUAAUUAAAAUGUUGACUACAGUAAUAAGUUUUAAUUAAUAAAAUGCUGGAACUUUCAAAAAUGAAGGUGUGGGCUUCUUCAGAUGUCUUGUAGCUACUUUCCAGUGUGUAGUACGUAAAUACUGAUAGCAGUGUUGCUAUCGGUAGCUGUAAGGCUGGAUUAAACAAGGCAAAUUAGGCACCUGCCCUAGGGGCACCAAAAGCCCCAGGUUUACUGUGUGUACAAUGUUAAGUUUUCCAGUCUUUUAGAGGGACCGUUUGUCUAAAUUUAGUUUGAAAACCAUAAUUAUUUUAAGUAAUAAUGUGCUUACAUGGUGCAUAUAUCCCUAAAUAAAGUAAUGUUUAAUCAAAUAACCAUAAACUAUUUGAUACACAGAAGACCUUGGGCCAGGUGGUCACAUUUCAACUCAGGAGGCCUGGAUGGUUUGUCAGUCUGUUGGAUCCAGACAGGUUCCAUUAAGCCAUGAUUAACACAACUGCACAAUAACUGAGAAAUCUCCUACCAAUUAAUUUAAAUUAUAAACUGAUUCAUGUAAUUCACAUUGAUGAAAUUACAAAUAGAACUGCUGUAUUUGUGAAUCCAUUUUAAUAAAAAAAACAAAACGAUAGUGGUCAGCAUUGAGGUACAUUUAUCAGUAAUGUGUUAAAUGGUCAGUGGUCAUAUGGUGAGACAGAACCUGUAACUGAACUGUUUGAAAGCCUGAUUUGGGUAGAAAAUAAACUUGAAGCAUGGUAGUCGAACAUGGUGAGUAUUGGCUGCAUUUGAGAACUUUAAGAAACAAUGUAGUAAGAUUUUGCAUCAAUUUAAUUAUACACCCGUGCAUUCAUCUCAGGGGUCCCUAGGCCCAUAUUGAGAUCCAUGUAUAAUUACAGGAAAAACAAAAAGGGGGAAAACAUUUACAAGGUAGAUUCACUUUCGUACAAAUUUCCCUCAAAACAGAAAAGGUAGGAUUUAGUAUUGUCAUCAACGCUUCAAAGUUUUCCUGAACUGUGUGAAAAAGAGAAGACAAAUGUCAAAUUGACAUCAGGAAGACAAACUUUGGUUCA
This is a messenger RNA of Seriola aureovittata, 8919 nucleotides long. RefSeq names its product pericentriolar material 1 (gene pcm1). The coding region runs from base 809 to 7201 and encodes 2130 amino acids. Gene Ontology annotation, biological process: intraciliary transport involved in cilium assembly; cilium assembly; microtubule anchoring at centrosome. Gene Ontology annotation, cellular component: centriole; centriolar satellite; centrosome. The record is from RefSeq and is a predicted model, not a curated record. The transcript has 40 exons. Lineage: Eukaryota; Metazoa; Chordata; Actinopteri; Carangiformes; Carangidae.